AUGCCGUCCGCUGUGGCUGGCGAGUCUGUUAAGCGGAAGCGCAAGGGAACAGCUGAGGCUCCUCGAAAGCGUGCCCGUUCCGAGAGCAGCGACGAAGGAGAAGACCUCCAAGGUCGCAUCCUCCUUCUUGAGAGCGAGAUCGUCGAAUCGAAGAAACAUUACAACAAUAUUGCCACGCUUAUCGGUAUCGCCCAAGAUUCGAGCAAAGAAGGCGCAGAAGCAUCCGUUGUCGCAUGCGUUUCUCUAUGCCGGGUGUUUAUCAGACUCUUGUCCUCUGGCAAUUUGAUCAAGAAGAAGGGACUGUCAGAAAAGGACCUAGUCGUGGUGCAAUGGCUCAAAGACAGGCUGGCAGACUACAAGCAACUUCUACUCGAACUUCUCGACCAAGAUGAGGCGGCGUCGACGGCAUUGACUCUAUGCAUGCGCCUGCUCAAGGCCGAGGCUCAAUAUUCAACCGACAAAGCGGAAUACUCGUUUCCUCGACAGUUCCUCCGCAACAUCGUCAACAAGGUUAUGGUACAGCAGAAGUCCAUCGACGGUCUGCUAAAGGACUUCAUAGAGACCUACGUCAACCAGUUUGACGAUGUGCGCUUCUACACAUUUCAGGCCAUUGCCGAGAUGCUAGACGAGGUCUCGGACAAAACCCUCACCAGCGAACAGUUCGAGAACGUGUUUACGUUCCUAUCCUCGGUAGAAGGUGUCCCGAAUUCGAACGGGGAGAUUGAGGAGUUCUAUGUGGAGGCACCGAAGAAGAAGUCACAUCCGCUCUAUCUCGCAUCGCAGCACAAGAAGCAAGCACAGGAUGCAUGGCUUGCCUUGCUGAAUCUCAAUCUCUCCAAGGACCAGCGCAAGAAGCUUCUAGACGUCAUGUCUCAGGUCAUAGCGCCGUGUUUUACCAAACCCGAACUGCUGAUGGACUUCCUUACGGACUGCUAUAACACUGGUGGCUCCAUGUCGCUCCUCGCCUUGUCCGGCGUCUUCUACCUGAUACAAGAACGCAACCUCGACUAUCCUUCCUUUUACGCCAAGCUCUACUCUCUCCUCGACGCAGACAUCCUCCACUCCAAGCACCGCUCUCGCUUCUUCCGCCUGCUCGACACCUUCCUCGCCUCUUCUCAUCUCCCCGCCCAGCUGGUCGCCAGCUUCAUCAAGCGCCUUGCACGUCUCUGCCUCAACGGCCCGCCCAGUGCUGUCGUCGCCAUCGUCCCCUGGUUCUACAAUUUGUUCAAGAAACACCCCACAUGCACAUUCAUGCUGCACCGCGUACCAAGGACAAAGGAGGAGCAAAAGCAGUACGACGCCGAGGGUAUGGAGGAUCCCUAUUUGCCAGACGAGAGCGACCCUAUGGAGACCCAGGCCAUCGACAGCUGCUUGUGGGAGAUCGUGCAGCUGCAGUCACAUUACCACCCCAACGUUGCAACCAUAGCCAAGAUCAUGUCGGAGCAGUUCACGAAGCAGUUUUACAACGUAGAGGAUUUCCUGGAUCAUUCCUACGGAAGUCUCCUCGAUGCCGAGAUGUCCAAACAGGUCAAGAAGGCGCCUGUUGUCGAGUUUCAGAUCCCUAAGCACAUCUUGCUGCCACAGGAAGCUGGUGCUGACGUGGAGGAUAGCUUACUUGUCAAGUUGUGGGAUUUCAGCUAG
Molecule: messenger RNA, 1641 nt
Organism: Thyridium curvatum
Lineage: Eukaryota; Fungi; Ascomycota; Sordariomycetes; Thyridiales; Thyridiaceae
Exons: 2
Coding region: 1-1641 (546 amino acids)
Biological process (GO): ribosome biogenesis
Cellular component (GO): small-subunit processome; Noc4p-Nop14p complex; nucleolus
Source: RefSeq, a predicted model, not a curated record